AUGGACUAUGAAGAGGAUGAUGAUGUCUCCUUUGCAAAAUGGAUGAGCAGUUUCUGGGGACACAGUGUGACAGAUGAACAUGGACAAGAGAGUAGAGCACACAAGAAACAUCAAGCAAGAUCUUUUGAUGAAAGGAGAGCCUCCCUUCCGGCUAAGCUGUCUUCCAUCCAUAUGACAAGACUUCAUGGUUCUACGAGGACCCCAUCAACGGGCCAUCUGAAAAAUGGUAAAGAAUUGCGAAAAGAUGAGGAGACAAAUUGCUAUUGCCACAUGAAGGCAUGCAGAAAGUCCUCAAAUAGUAGUUCUUCUCAUGGGGCGAGUGGACCGAACAGCCGAUCAAACUCCAUCCAGGAGUUUUCAGAAUCUUUUGAGAGGCAACUGCAUUUCAAAAACAAGCGUUCAGUUUCUUUGGAACCUGAAGGAAUGAAAGAGCGGAGAGAAAGAGAAAAACUGCGUAUUCCCAGGUGUAGGUUUCUUAAGAAACUAGGAGAAAAGAAGGAGCCAAAAACAGAGCACGAGGAAGGAGAACACAGCGUUGAACUCCCACUUGGAAAACACAGCCAAUAA
This is a messenger RNA of Pogona vitticeps (central bearded dragon), 567 nucleotides long. RefSeq names its product leukemia NUP98 fusion partner 1 (gene LNP1). The record is from RefSeq and is a predicted model, not a curated record. NCBI's taxonomy places the organism in Eukaryota, Metazoa, Chordata, Lepidosauria, Squamata, Agamidae.